Lemur catta (Ring-tailed lemur) is the source of this 6229-nucleotide messenger RNA. RefSeq names its product WWC family member 3 (gene WWC3). The transcript is spliced from 23 exons. Lineage: Eukaryota; Metazoa; Chordata; Mammalia; Primates; Lemuridae. Gene Ontology annotation, cellular component: cytoplasm. The record is from RefSeq and is a predicted model, not a curated record. Gene Ontology annotation, molecular function: molecular adaptor activity; kinase binding. Bases 12 to 3629 code for a protein of 1205 amino acids. Gene Ontology annotation, biological process: regulation of DNA-templated transcription; cell migration; negative regulation of organ growth.
CCCGAGCCGUCAUGCCCUGGCUGAGCGGCGGCCGGCGGCGACGGCGGGGACAGCCGCCCGAGGCCCCGCGGGAGCCGCCGCCGCCCGCGCAGCCGCAGCGGGAGCCACCGCCGCCGGCGCCCCCGGCCGCAGCCCCCACGCCCCCAGCGCAGCCGCCGAGGGCCCGGGAGAGCGCCGAGCUGCCGCUGCCCUCUGGAUGGGAGGAGGCGCGCGACUACGACGGCCGCAUCUUCUACAUCGACCACAACACGCGCCAGACGUCGUGGAUCGACCCCCGCGACCGGAUAACAAAGCCAUUGACCUUUGCCGAUUGUGUUGGGGACGAACUUCCUUUAGGAUGGGAAACUGUGUAUGAUAAACAAAUUGGAAUUUAUUACAUGGACCACAUAAAUAAGCUUACCCAGAUUGAGGACCCCCGAGAGCAGUGGAGGCGAGAGCAGGAGCGCAUGUUGAAGGAAUAUUUAAUUGUAGCCCAGGAGGCUCUCAAUGCCAAGAAAGAAAUCUACCAGAUCAAGCAGCAGCGGUUCGAGCUGGCUCAGGAGGAAUACCAGCAGCUGCACAAAAUGUGUGAGGAUGACAGCCGCUCAUACGCCAGCUCAUUCUCUGGAUAUUCAACAAAUACAAAGUAUGACCCACACCAAAUUAAAGCAGAAAUAGCAAGUCGUCGGGAUAGGCUUUCCAGAUUAAAGCGAGAGCUGACCCAGAUGAAGCAGGAACUGCAGUACAAAGAAAAGGGGGUGGAGACCCUGCAAGAGAUCGAUCGGAAGAUGUCAAGUGCUCACACCACCUACAAACUGGAUGAGGCCCAGGCUAUCAUGACUGAGCUCCGGACCAUCAAGAAAGCCAUUUGUACAGGCGAGAAGGAGAGGCGGGACCUGAUGCAGAGCCUGGUCAAGCUGACCGAUGGCUUCAAGAACAGCUGCUCCAUCACCGACUCGCUACAAGAUUUCCCACACGAUCCAGGUGCGCUGGGCCAUUCUGGUUUCCCUCCGCAGUUCUGCGAUGCUGGCUCUCAGACCGAGUUUGUCUUCGAUGAUAAAACAAGGCUCGUAGACCGAGUCAGACUUAAUUGGCAGUAUGAGGAAGCCAGAAAGAGAGUUUCGAACAUCCAGCAGCAGCUGGCCCAGCUCGAAAACGAGUCCUGGCCCGGCAUGGCCGAGGCCGACCGGGACCGGCUGCAGCUCAUCAAGGAGAAGGAGGCCCUGCUGCAGGAGCUGCAGCUCAUCGUCCAGCAGCGGCGGCCGGCGGAGGACGUGGCGCGGCUGGAGCAGGAGCGCAGGCGGCUGGAGGAGGAGCUGCAGCGGGCGCGGGCCACCUCCGCGCAGGGCGCCACCGAGAGGAUUCUACUUCAGGAAAAAAGAAAUUGUCUGCUUAUGCAGCUAGAAGAGGCCACCCGCUUAACAUCCUAUCUCCAGUCCCAGUUAAAAAGCCUGUCCGCCAGCACCCUGACCGUGUCCUCGGGGAGCAGCCGUGGGUCCCUGGCCUCCAGCCGAGGCUCGCUCGCCUCCAGCCGCGGGUCGCUCAGCUCCGUCAGCUUCACCGACAUCUACGGCCUCCCGCAGUACGAGAAGGCCGACGCCGAGUGCGGCCAGCUCCUGCGCUUCGACCUCGUCCCCUUCGACUGCCUGGGACGGGAUGCCCCCUCCUCCGACCCCCCGGGCCACCCGGGCUUCCACAGGCAGAGGCGGUCCCUGGACACGCCCCAGUCCCUGGCGUCGCUGUCCUCCCGCUCCUCCCUAUCCUCUCUGUCGCCCCCGAGCUCGCCCUUGGACACGCCCUUCCUCCCGGCCUCGCGGGACUCGCCUCUGGCACAGCUGGCGGAUGGUUUUGAGGUGCCAGGCCUGGGUGCCCUGGACAGACUGCGGGCUCAGGCCUCCGCUUUGGGGGAUGAAGAUUCGCAGGCCACCGUGUCCCUUCAGCCACACGGAUUCCCUGGGGACGGGGAAGGACUGCACGAGCGAGGACCCCAAUUGGCCGGGGCUCCCAUGGGUGGAACAGUGACUCUGCGAGAAGACAGUGCCAAGAGGCUGGAGAGGAGAGCCCGCCGCGUCUCCGCGUGCCUGUCGGAUUACUCGCUGGCCAGCGACAGCGGGGUGUUUGAACCCCUAACCAAGAGGAGUGAAGAUGCCGAGGAGUGCGCCUGCGGAGACGCGUGCGGGAACGAAGACCCCCAGAUCCACGUGGGCGUCCUGCACGACGGCGCCAGCGAGUGUCUCCUUGUGCACGUGCUGCAGCUGAAGAGCCCCGCGGGGCUGGCGGUGAAGGAGGACUGCAAAGUCCACAUCCGUGUCUACCUGCCCCCGCUGGACUCGGGCACGCCCAACACCUACUGCUCCAAAGCUCUGGAAUUCCAGGCGCCACUGGUGUUCAACGAAGUUUUCAGAAUCCCCGUGCAUUCCAGCAUGCUGACGCUGAAGUCUCUUCAGUUAUACGUGUGCUCCGUGAACCUGCAGCUGCAGGAAGAGCUGCUGGGCAUUGCUCAGAUUAACUUGGCCGACUACGACAGUUCCAGCGACAUGCAGCUGCGCUGGCACCCCGUCCAGGUCUUUACCAGCCCCGAGCCGCCGAGGACCAGGGAGAGCGGGUGUGCGGGGGACAGUGUGGCAGGGGACCCUGACUCCAGCAAGACGGACGAGGUGGCGGCGCUGCUGGCCAGAACCACGGCGCAGCUGCAGGCGGUGGAGAGAGAGCUGGCCGAGGAGCAGGUGAAGCUGGGGCGCACCGAGGAGGAGACCCUGGAGAUGGCGCGGAAGGAAGAGCAGGGCGAGGCUGUGUCCAAGCGGAGCUGGCAGGCCGACUCGGUGGAUAGUGGCUGCAGCAACUGCACCCAGACCAGCCCCCCGUACCCAGAGCCCUGUUGUGUUGGCGUCGAUGCCAUCCAGGGACACGCAUUUGCUGGCCAGGCAGAGCCUUACAGCCCUGAGCAACUUCAGCCCCUGCCUCUUAAGGUUGACAAGGAAACCAACACAGAAGAUCUCUUCCCAGAAGCAGCAGCCAGUCUCCUGCAGGAGCGGCCCAGCCGCCGGGCCCGGGGGGCCCCUUUUGUUCGGAGUAGCACGAUCGUCCGAUCUCAGACCUUCUCGCCUGGAGCACGAAGCCAGUAUGUUUGCAGACUCUAUCGUAGUGACAGUGACAGUUCGACGCUGCCCCGGAAGACCCCCUUUGUCCGAAAUACUUUGGAAAGACGAACCCUUCGCUACAAGCAGUCCUGCAGGUCCUCCCUGGCCGAGCUGGUGGCCCGCACGUCCCUGGACCUGGAGCUGGAUCUCCAGGCGUCGAGAACGAGGCAGAGGCAGCUGAACGAGGAGCUCUGCGCCCUUCGCGAGCUGAGGCAGCGGCUGGAGGACGCCCAGCUGCGAGGCCAGACUGACCUCCCGCACUGCGUGCUGCGGGACGAGCGCUUCCGCAGCCUGCUGAAGGAGGCCGAGAGGCAGACACGGCAGACCAAACUCGACUACCAUCAGGAGCAGGCAGCGGAGAAGAUGUUGAAGAAGGCCUCUAAGGAGAUCUACCAGCUGCGGGGACAGAACAACAAAGAGCCCAUCCCGGUGCAGACUUUCAGGGAGAAGAUAGCAUUUUUUACACGACCAAGGAUUAACAUACCUCCUCUCCCAGCUGAUGAUGUUUGAUGUAGUGCAUUGUGCACAUGAAGUAUUUAUCUGCCUGUUUAUUUUCAUGAAGUUCUUAGACUAGCUAAAUUUGUCUUUAAAAUAUUUGUGCAAAGCUAUUAAUAUACACAUUUUGUAAAAAAAAAAAAGAAAACCACAUAUAUCUAUACAUAUAUAUUUUAUAAUAGUGACGGCAACAAGGCUUGGUUUUUCCUUGUUGUGAAAUCGACAUCUCUGAAGACAGGUUAUUUUAUAAAAGAUCAACUAUCAUGUUAAGAAUGUACAGUUUUUAUGCUGUUUUAUUUGACUUAAAGGCUGGAAGACAGAAACGAAGUGAGUUCAGGCAAAUUCACUGUAUUGUAAUUUAUUUAUAGUACUUUUUUUCCUUGAAGGAAAAUACUGACUUUAAGAUGUAUUUUAAGGCUGAAAUUUUGUUCUUCAGUAUUUGUCAUGCAGUAGAAUGGAGCUUGGGGCCAGUUUUGUUUUUGACACCUGAAAUGCAAACACUAUGUGCUAAAUUUGUCACUUGUAUCAGUUUCUCAUAUGUGCAUUUACCACGUAUAUUGUACACGUUCACUUUCUUCGUGUUAUGUCAAAAUGUCACCUGCAGCAGUUCGAUCGUAGUUCACGAGCAUGUGUGCGUUGCAGAGGCCAGUCUCCCUUGUGGACUGCGCACCGACCGCUCCUCAUUUCUGUGUUGUCUUCUGAUGCAUCUUUCUGUGCCCCCCGUGGGUCUGAAGCAGGCAACAGAGCCUGCACGUCCCAGGCUUCAGCCUGCCUGUCCACGGUGGCUGUCCACACUGCCCGUUCUCUGACCAGCGCAGCCUGCUUCCCACCCGCCCCGUCUGAUGGCAACAGACUAGGAGGGUGGUGGGGAACUCCUGCCAUGCCACUCAUGAAGGAAAGUGAAAAGGGAACUGGGAAUGCCCGUUUUCAGUGACUCUGUGGGUGAACAUAGCAGUUACAACAUAGACACGAUCGCCUUUGAAGAGGGAGGGAAGGACGUGGGUAACUGGAGUUACCUGGUGAGCAGUUGCAAGGGAGUAUUUGAUUUAAAUGAGAACGCUCCUGUGCUGCAGUCUACCCAAUGUUCCUCAAGAAAUCUAAGAACUAGCUCAUGAGGAGAAAAAACCUUUUAAUGUAAUAAAAAUAUGCCAUUCUUUUAAAUGCCAAAUGAUAUAAAUAUUUUGCCGAAUACAUAUUUAUUAUCCAUGAAAUGCACUCUGCUUUAUGACACCUCCCAUGAGUGAACGUGGUGGGUCACAGGAAAUGUCAAAGAAAACAGAACUCUCUUCCUGGGCCUUUCCUCCCUUGGAAAUGUCCCUUUUAAUCAGGUUUUUCCUCUCUCCCAUCAGUCUAUAACCUCCCCUUGUAUAACCCACUUUCCUUUUUACAUUUAUUAAAAAUGAAUUUUGUAAAAGCAUUUCAUUGACACAUGACCUAUCACAGACAAUGGAAUUUGUCAGUGGUGGUAAGACUGAAAACUUUAUGCUUUUCACAGAUGCUGUCUCUUGCUAUGUAUUUCUGCCUCUGGUCUCGCUUUUUUUUUUUUUUUGCCAAUUCCUUAUUGUAUGUGCCCACCACAGAAGUAGAGAGACAGCCUCAAAGUGCCCAUGGGUUCUUACACGCUGUGGAGCAGCAGGCCCUCUGUCUAGGCCCCCAGCUGUUGAAACUUUCAUCUCCAGCAAAGAACCCUUUCUCGCUGCACCCCAGGGUGUGCGGGGGGGACAGAUUGUUUCUGCCUCAGGCAGGGCUACUGGGCGUGGGGCGAGCCCCUGGACGCCGAGCCUGUGCCGCAGGCGACUCUCUAAGCUGGCUGGGGUCUUAAGGCACCUUUUCCGCCAAGCUCCUUCAAGUAGCAACGUGAGGAAAACCCACUGUGCCAGUACAGAAAGCCGCACACAAGUGUUUUCAAAUCAGUUUCACUGCCCAGUUGAUGCAGAUUUCUGUUUGGAGUGCCCCCCUCCCUGUCCCACUAAAGUUUUUCUAGAAGAAUCCCACCGCUGCCCCGCAAGAAGCAAAGGCAGCCCGAGAGCAUCGUGCUUGCCACCUUUCCCCUUUGCCUCUCCUGGCCCUGCCCGUGUCUGCUCUGCAGCUGAGCACAGGCCUGGGAGGGAAAAGCAUCGCACUGUCAACGGUGGAGCGCGGCGGCGCACCCGCAGUGCUUCCCGUUCCUGACGCUUCUGCAGCUUCUGCAGCUUCUGCCUAGUUAAGACUGCCGCUCCCCCCCCACCCCCGCAAAAUGUCCCACACGCCAGAAAAGGGAAGUCCUAUGGGCUUCAGGGGUGUUUUCAUCUGAGGUUUAAAUUUGGCCAUCUAGUGGGCCUUGUAAUGAAAAUUCUGCCAGGUUCUACAGCGGUUCUGGUCCAGAAACCAUCAGAAUUCUGCCCCCAGGGUUCUUCAGAAACAGUACUGCAUGUAAAAGACAAUUUGGCUUUCACUUCACCGAGUCACUGAAUUGUCAGGCUUUGGUUGAUAAUCGCUGAAAUAAGUAACCUUCUGUUGUGGGAAUAAGUUAUAAUCAGUAUUCAUCUCUUUGUUUUUGUCACUGUUCUCUCUAAUUGUGUCAUUUGUAUUGUUUGAAAGUAUUUCUUCUAUAAAAUUAAACUAACUUGCCUUAA